Messenger RNA from Podarcis lilfordi (Lilford's wall lizard), 6788 nucleotides. Lineage: Eukaryota; Metazoa; Chordata; Lepidosauria; Squamata; Lacertidae. The record is from the annotation of a GenBank genome assembly.
AUUGAGGAACUGCCUGGCGCGGGGUGGAAGGGGCGAAGCGAGGAGGAGAGCAGCGGUAGCAGCAGCAGCAGCAGAGCGUGCAGGGCUGAUUAAAAGGGACAUUGAUCGCAUCUCGAGGACUUAGGAAGAAAGAGGAGGAGAAGGGGGGCCGUGAAGCAAGAUGUGAGAAGCAGGAGAAGCAGGCAAAGCAAUAACACCGGUAGCGAGAGUAGGGUCUGUCUCUUCUCUCUAACGAGUUAUUUAAAUGCAUUUCCUUUUGCUGCACGCAAGAAAGGCAUCUGAGCACAUUUAAUUGGAUUUUUAUUCGGGGGAUGCAAAAAAGCAGAGGCGGUUAGGGAGGUUCAUUCGAGGAUUCAUUGACAAAAAGAAGAGGAAGGGGGAUUCCUGCUCCGUCCCUUCUCUCCACUGCUAACGGAGGCCGGGAGCUCGCCCGAGGAGUUCCCGAGUUGCGGCUGCCUUCGCCCCGGCUGCGCCCGUGCCCUCUGCCCCGGUGGUCCGCGUGGCCCUUUGGAGAGGGGCGUUUUCCACAGCCCCCCGCCGCCGCCCGCCUUCCCCGAUGCUAGAUACGCUCCGACCCGCCGCUCCUCCUUUCGUGGUGUCGGACAUGGCGCUGUGCAAGACGGUGGCGUGGCUCAACGAGCAGCUGGAGCUGGGCACCGAGCGCCUGCUGCUGAUGGACUGCCGCCCGCAGGAGCUGUACGAGUCGUCGCACAUCGAGUCGGCCAUCAGCGUGGCGCUGCCGGGCAUCAUGCUGCGGCGCCUGCAGAAGGGCAACCUGCCCCUGCGCGCCCUCUUCGCCAGCGGCGAGGAGGAGCGCGAGAAGUUCGCCCGCCGCUGCGGCACCGACACCGUCGUCCUCUACGACGAGAGCAGCAGCGACUGGAACGAGAACACGGCCGGGGACUCCGUCCUGGGGCUGCUCCUCAAGCGCCUCAAAGACGACGGCUGCAAGGCCUUCUUCCUGGAAGGUGAGGGGUUAAGCGGAGCGGGAGCGGGUUCCCCGGAAUCCAGUCCUGCCUUCCUUCCUUCCUUCCUCCCCUCCUCCUCCAUCCCCGGCCCCCCGGCGCCUUCGGAACCGCCCCCUUCCCCUCCAGCCGCCAGGGGAGUGUCUAGACGCCAGCCCCCUGCGUCUGGGCGCAAGACAUCCUCGCCCCCUAUUGUACGCAGCGGAGCGUUGCCAGAUGGCCCCUGAUUGGGGGAGAAGGAAGGAGAAAGAAAUCCCAGAGGAGGAAAACACCCCCACCCCCAUGCUGGGCAAAUCUCACUGCUUUUAAUACCUGCCAGGGAAAGCCAUAGGGCAGGACACACACAAACCCCUUUGCCUAAGUUGUUUAACAUGGGGCAAUAUAUCCGAGGGACAAACUUUGAAAAUCCCAACUCCUGAAGGCUGUUAGAUCUUUUUCCUAGCAAAAAAAACUCAUGUGAAAGAGCGACUCGGGUUUGCGGGGGUGGGUUAGCAGAAGGAACUGGGUCCAUCUCUCGGGAGGUGUUUAGCACCUGAAUUGAGUUCACAAUCCUUUCAGACCGAUAUUCACUCAUGGACAGUUCUCUCACACACCCUUUCCAUUCCCGCCUGCCCCCCUCCCAGCUCAGCCGAGCCUUUUCGUUUUAAAUCCUUGCUGAUCUAUCGCAAAGUCACUCCGAAAUCUGCCGGCGGCUCUAAAUCUUCUGCUUGCUCCUCCUCCCUCCAGUCAAACUAGGCAAAACCCCGGGGAUGAGUCUGGCGUUACUAGGUCAAAGUGUUACGUAUAGGGAGACUAGGGGUGAUACGGUGGUGCAGUAAAACGGCCUGCUUUAUACUGCUGGGACUUAAAAGGCAGCCGCUUCAAAGGAGACGUGCCCUGAAGGGAUGGUUUUGAUAACCCGAUUGCUUCCUCCCUCCCUUUCUUUGGAAGAGCAAAGGCUCUUGCAAAAUCUUGGGAUAGGAAGUGGAGUGGGGGAAGAGCUAUAACCCCUUCUGUGCUGUCCUCUUCAGUUUAGGGCUGUUCAGUGGUUCCUCCUUAUAGCUCAUUUCUUUUAUGAUGGGUGGAAUAUGCAUUUUACACCGAUUAGGCAAAGAAAACCUUAAAAAGUGUCAUUGCAGAAAUGCUGGCAACUGCCUGCCCUUUAACAUUACUCUGAAAUUUGUCGUCUGAAUCCGGGCUGUUUCACUUUGCCUAAUGUUCCUUCCUGUGCAAGUAAAAGGAUCCAGUGUAUUUAUUGGUGGGCAACAGAAUUCUGCUUUCCAUGGCGGAAUAAGUGAUGGCUCCUUUGCAUUUUGCAGCAUCUCCAUUCUGUCAUUCUCAGGGCUGUCCAUUCAUUUCCUAAUCCCCCUUCCUCUACUGAACUCCACAGGAGCAGCAUCUGCCACUACUAUUUUUUUAAUCCUUAAUCUGACAGCCGUGAUAGAGGGGAAUCCCCUUCUUUUUUUCCAACCUCCCUAGCUCCCAGUUUUAUUUCUAAUGGUCUGAAACAGAGGAAGCUAGCUGCCUUCACUGUCUGGCUUCAAGCAAAAGUCCAUUGAACCUGUUACACCACUACAGAGCUAUGUCUCUUCUCAAACUGUAUGUUGUUGUGUGGCUUUCUGCUUCUGCAUCUUACAGCUAUAGAACUGACCCCGGAGGUGUGUGGGGUGGUAGUGGUUCGGAAGGCCUUCAUGUGAUCUCUCAUCCAAAUUAUUUCCUUUCUUUUUCCUUUUCUUCCCAGGUGGUUUCAGCAAGUUCCAGGCAGAGUAUGCUCUGCAUUGCGAAACUAACUUGGACAGUUCAUGUAGCAGCAGUUCUCCCCCUCUGCCAGUCCUGGGCUUGGGUGGCCUCCGAAUCAGCUCCGACUCCUCUUCGGACAUUGAAUCUGACAUUGACCGAGACCCUAACAGUGCCACCGACUCUGACGGCAGCCCCUUGUCCAAUAACCAGCCUUCCUUCCCGGUGGAGAUCUUGCCCUACCUCUACCUGGGCUGUGCCAAGGAUUCCACCAACUUGGACGUUCUAGAAGAGUUUGGCAUUAAAUACAUCUUGAAUGUCACCCCCAACCUGCCUAAUCUCUUUGAGAAUGCUGGCGAGUUUAAAUACAAGCAGAUCCCCAUCUCUGACCACUGGAGCCAAAACUUGUCUCAGUUUUUCCCUGAGGCCAUCUCUUUUAUAGGUGAGAUUUAGUUUAUAAUAAUUGCAAAGUGAGCGUUGGGUGUGUCUUGUGGUAGCAUAAUUAUGCCUGCAAUCCUCAAUGCACCUGCCUGGGAGUCAUCCCUGUUAAAUUCAGUGGGACUUGCCUUUGAGUAGAACUGUACAGGAUUAUGCUGCAAAGUAUUAGCAGUAUGGCUUGUUUAAUAUUUAUUUAUUUUAAUGUAAUUUUCAGCCUUUGGGGAUCUAACAAAUAGCAAGAUGCUUCUGCCAGGGUUUAGCUAUUGUUAAAGCUUGUAAGAAGAAGAAGUUGAUCUUUUAGAUACCUGUAUUUUAAAGUCAUAAUUUCCAUGCCAGCAUAUUUGAAUUUUGUCCAGGAAAACUGUAUUUUAAAAGAAAGCAAGUAAUUUUUAAAAACACAAUAUAUAGAGAGAUUCCAGUGUUUUGGUAGUUAAUUGAAUGCAUUCAUUCCCUUUUUUAUUUAAUUCUGCCUGACCUGAUUCCUCAAUUCCUUAGACUUGUAUGCUCCCUCAAACAGUGUACAUCUACUCAGAAGUAUACCCCCUAGAGCCUCCAAGCUUUCAUUUCUGUACCUACUCACGUGGAAGCAUGCCCUAUUGAAUUUAGUCUAGAGUGUUCCAUAAAAACCACUGUUUUCUCAGAAGCAGGUAUUGCCCUAAAAUAUAUGAGAAGUGCUGAUGAGUACAUUUAGACUCCUUCCCCUUCUCUUUGUGAAUUAGUUCAGUUAUGCUCCCCACCCCCUCUUUGGGGAGGGUCAUUGUGUUAUCUGCCAGUGAAUACUGUGCUGUAAUCUGAUUGAGUGAUACUGGUAAUAGAGCAGAAUGUAGGUAAUCUGAGCCCAGCAAGAAGAAACUGUAGGCUGGAAACCACAAAGAAACUAAUCUCCAGGCAUUAUAAUGCAUUUCCUAUUACAAAGGAACCCAUUUUCUGGCAAUGUUGACAUCCUGUUUCUCCUAAUGGGCUGUCCCCUGUGACUUCUCUCUUCCUUUUAAAACAGCUGAAUACCUCCAUUGUUCAGCUGCACUGCACAACAGUUGGAGAAUAAUUUAAUAGACCUUUGCAAUCUGCUUGUCUCCAUUAAAAAAAAAGGUGGCAUUGUAAGGUUUCCCUAUUUAUAUGCUAGGGCAAAUGUACACCAAAUUAUUUUUGUGACCGAUUAGUAUUAGAACUUAUGAAGUAUUAUUUAGUAUUAGUCACUUACCUGAGAAGGUCUCCAAGCAAUUUACAUUUAACAACGUCAACACAAACGCAUUAUGCCGUAAAAGAGAGCGGAAAAGUCACAUAAAACACUUCAUAUUUCUGUAGUACAAAACAAGCCCUUCCAAUGUUGAUGGAAUCUUCUAAAACCACAGAUCAUCAACCACAUACCCACCAUAAGCUGCUUCUGUGACUGACAGCAUGUUGUUGUUUAUUGCGGCUCAUGUUACAACACAUAGGCAGGAAGGUGUGUGGGGGGGGGGAACCACAUCUGCUUUUUUCUGCCUCUGACCCCCAACUGCAGAAUAACAUGGCUGGAAUAUGGUCAGAACCAGCCUAUAACCAAACUGCGUGGUCAGCAGAUUUGCACACUGCAGUUCCUCUUGUAGUCUACUUCAGAUUACAGGUGUAGGUUUACCCUCUGGAAUAUUUCCUAGUAAGCAAAAAAUAUUCCCUUUUGCACAUCAAAUUAGGCUAGAACCAUUUAUGCUGCUCCUAGCUGUGUCUCUGGUGUCCAGGGAGUAUGUUUUAGUUCUUGAGCAUCCGAACAGUUGGUCUCACCCUGUAGGCUUCCUGGUACAGUUCAACAAAGGCUGUACCACAUAAUUCUGUUGAAGGUGUAACUUGCUUUCAUGUUGUUCCUGGUGCAUUCAAAGCUGGUGUAGGUUCAAGGCCUGAGUUCAGAAGACCUCUGCCUAGAACUCUUCUAUAAGUCUGUUAUUGGGAGGGCAAAUAAAGCAAGGCUUUGAAAACGCUAUGCAAAGCGAGCCUGGAGGAUGGGAGUAGGAAGGAAGGCGAUGCAAAUUCUAUGAGGAGCUCACAAAGCUCUCUGUCAUGUUUGGUCUCAUCUAGUGGCAUGACCUUUAGGCUGGGAGAAGAAGAGAGAUCUCACGGUUCUUGUCUUUGUCUUGUUUCCUCCACAGAUGAAGCUCGUGGGAAGAAUUGUGGCGUGCUUGUGCAUUGCCUGGCAGGGAUCAGUCGCUCGGUCACCGUGACGGUCGCCUACCUGAUGCAGAAGCUCAACUUGUCCAUGAACGACGCCUACGACAUUGUCAAGAUGAAGAAAUCCAACAUCUCCCCCAACUUCAACUUCAUGGGCCAGCUGUUGGACUUUGAGAGGACUCUGGGGCUCAACUGCCCCUGUGACAACCGCGUCCCCAGUCAGCAGCUGUAUUUCACCACCCCUUCCAACCAAAAUGUCUUCCAGGUGGACUCCCUGCAGUCCACGUGAGCACCAGCCACGUCCCAGCUCUUCCAGCCUUGGGUUGUGUGAUCAUUCCUCCACGAUGCUUCUCUUUGACAGCAGCAAAGGAAUCCAGCUCUCUUUUGUGGAUGCUGCUCUUGAGCAGUAGCCGGCCUGUGUGCUUAAAAAUAAAAAGGUUAACAAAGUUUGGAAUCUGCUAUUGCAAAGGGAGGGAACCAGCCGAGUUCUCCCGGGGGGGAAACAACCACCAUAAACUCUUCAGACCUUGCCUCUAGGUAGGCCAUGCAUUUUUGCUCGAUGCACAAACCGCCACCUAUACAGUGACUUGGAACUGAGGACUUCCAAACACAGAUGGGGGGAGGAAGAAUGGACACUAUAUGAGCACAUGUAAGACUGGGGAAAAUGUAUUCAAUGCAUUUGUAAUAUAUUGUGUUGUCUUCAGUGAAGACUAAUUGUGUGCCCCCCCCCCCCCGCAAUUUUGAUUUAGAGGAGCCAAAGAGAGGUUUAAGCUCAAAUGUGUUUGGAAUUUUUGUUUGCCAAGAGCUUUGUAAUGCUUGGCUUGGUUGAUGUUAAAAAGUUUUAAAUCCUGAAUCAAUAAGCAACAUCAGUAAAAUGAUAGGUACAAGAGGUCAGCUCAAGAGGCGUCAUUUCUCUCUCCAUUCUUCCUUUUGUAUGCAAAGGAUACAUUUUUGCAGCAUGCUUGAUUUUACUGUUGAAAUGAGGCAAACUUGCUUCCUUGUUUAGGGAAUCUGUGUCUAUGCUUUGGGGUUUGUUUACUCGCAUUUUGUGAAUGGAUAAAGUAUCUUUUGUGGUGAUUAUAUAUAUAUAUAAUUUUCUUUUGCAGGGGUGUGCCAUCAACAUAGGGUCUCUUUAUGACUUAAUUUGGCCUUACCUUUUGUAAAUAGCCUCGUUUGCAUUUUUCUUUUGGAAGAGAGUUACGUCUUCAGAACAGAAGAUUCUUUUUUCUGUAAAUUAUCAAAUUAAAAACAAAACAAAACGAUUUUGUGCUAAACAGUGCAUUACCUCUGUACAAACUCUUCAGGGAGCUUCACCUCAAAUGCAAUAUCUUGCAUUUAUUUUUGUAUAAAACUGGAAGUGUGUGUGGGUGUGAGCAUGUGUACCUGUGUAAUAUGCAAGAAGGUCUUGCACACAAUUGUCAAUAAGGGAGUGUCUCUGAUUUGCCAGUGUAAAAGUUGGGAUUUUAUUCUAAGAAUGUUGAGAUCAUAAAUUAUUAAUAAAUAACUAUUUUUGGCUAUUUGAGAAUUGAG